AUGAUGAUGAAGCACAAAGCCAACAUGGCAAUGGUGUUAGUACAGAUUUUUUACGCAGGAAUGCCACUACUCUCAAAAGUGGCCAUCUCUCAAGGAACCAACCCUUUUGUAUUCGUUUUCUACCGACAAGCCUUCGCUGUUUUUGCCUUGUCCCCUUUCGCAUUCUUCCUUGAAAGCUCCAAGUCCUCGCCGUUAUCCAUCGUCUUGCUGCUCAAAAUAUUCAUGAUCUCCUUAUGCGGACUCACGCUAAGUCUCAACCUCUACUACGUGGCCAUCGAAAACACCACGGCUACCUUCGCAGCAGCCACCACCAACGCCAUCCCCUCUAUCACGUUUGUCCUGGCUCUCAUUUUUAGACUAGAGACGGUGACACUGAAGAAGUCACACGGAGUGGCCAAAGUAAUUGGUUCGAUGGUUGGAAUGUUGGGAGCAAUAGUGUUCGCUUUUGUGAAAGGGCCAAGUUUGGUCAACCAUUAUAACAGCAAGACCAUACCAAACAAAGCCGUUCCAUCAACCAAAGAUUCUGUAAAAGGUUCCAUCACUAUGCUCGCUGCCAAUACCUGCUGGUGUUUGUGGAUUAUAAUGCAGAGCAAGGUGAUGAAGGAAUACCCAGCAAAGCUGCGAUUGGUAACACUUCAAUGCGUGUUCAGUUGCAUACAAACUGGAGUUUGGGCAGUCAUAGUGGACAGAAGUCCAUCAGUUUGGAAGAUCGAAUUUGGCUUACCUCUUCUUUCAAUGGCUUAUUGUGGAAUUAUCGUGACUGGGUUCACAUAUUGGUUACAAGUAUGGGCGAUAGAGAAGAAAGGACCAGUAUUCACUGCACUCUACACUCCUUUAGCUCUCAUCAUUACUUGCAUCGUCUCAUCUUUCCUUUUUAAAGAAACACUUUACCUUGGAAGUGUGGGUGGGGCAUUGUUGUUGGUGUGUGGACUAUACCUUGGCCUGUGGGGUAAAACUAAAGAAGAGGAAAUGCAAAAAAUAUGUGAAAAGCAAAGCCAACAAGAGAUUAAAGACGUGAACAUCGUCUAG
Messenger RNA from Microthlaspi erraticum, 1029 nucleotides. Lineage: Eukaryota; Viridiplantae; Streptophyta; Magnoliopsida; Brassicales; Brassicaceae. The record is from the annotation of a GenBank genome assembly.